AUGCGUCGCAUUUUAAACACCGCUCUUUGGGCGUCCUUGGCGGCAUCAGCCACUGCCGCUACGGUAGAUGAUUGCCCUGGCUAUACUCUCAGUAAUCUCGUCCAGUCGCAGUCGUCAUGGACAGCCGAUUUGAGUCUCAGCGGCGAUGCGUGCAAUGUUUACGGAGAGGAUAUCAACGAUCUCAAAUUGCUGGUGGAAUACCAGACUGAUUCGCGGCUGCACGUCAAGAUUUAUGAUGCCCAAGAGCAAGUCUAUCAGAUCCCAAAGAGCACUCUGAGUCCGCCAACAGGACAGGAUGGAUCAUCUACGUCGAAUUCGUCAGACCUGGUCUUUUCCUAUACAGAAAACCCAUUCUCCUUUGCUGUCCAGCGUCGCUCCAAUCAGGAGACGCUGUUUAAUUCGUCCGGUUCCAACCUCAUUUUUGAAAGCCAAUAUGUCCGUCUCCGUACCUCUCUUCCAUUAGAUCCCUUUCUCUAUGGACUGGGAGAAGAUUCGGAUUCGUUUGUAAGGGAGACAAAUAACUAUACUCGCACGCUGUGGAAUAUCGGAAUCGGGAUGCUGCCAGCUCAUUCGAAUUUAUACGGAUCCCAUCCCAUUUACAUUGAAAUGCGGAAUGGUACCGCCCAUGGCGUGUUCUUGUUCAACAGCAAUGGUAUGGAUAUUAAAAUUAAUCAGACCGAGGAAGAUGGUCAGUAUCUAGAAUACAACACCAUCGGCGGUGUGCUUGACUUUUACUUCUUGGCCGGACCCAGUCCUGCUGAUGUUUCUCGCCAGUACGCCGGCGUUGUUGGUACACCCGCCCAGCAAUCGUACUGGACCUACGGGUUCCACCAAUGCAAAUACGGCUACCAAGACGUCAUGAUGGUGGCGGACGUUGUAUACAACUACUCCCAGGCUCAGAUUCCACUAGAGACCAUGUGGACUGAUAUUGACUACAUGGACUUGCGCCGGACUUGGACCCUCGACCCCCAGCGCUUUCCCCUGCACAAGAUGCAAGAGCUUGUGAGCUAUCUGCAUGACCACCAGCAGCAUUAUAUCGUGAUGGUGGAUCCGCCUGUUUCCUUGAACGAUAGCGAUUCCUAUAAUAAAGCGCUCAGUUCGGAUUCGUUCCUGAGGAACUCGAAUGGAAGCAUCUUCGUCGGCACGAUGUGGCCUGGUGCUGUUUCGUAUAUUGAUUGGUAUCAUCCCAACGCCGAGGCUUUCUGGACGGGCGAAAUAGCUUCGUUUUUUGACGCGAAGGAUGGCCUAGACGUUGAUGGAAUUUGGAUUGAUAUGAACGAUCCGCAAAACUUUUGCGAUUAUCCAUGCCAAAACCCGGUUCAAUCAGCGAUUGAUAAUGACAUUCCUCCUGCACCGCCUGCUGUGCGCACUACUUGGCCUCCUCUGCCUGGAUUCCCGGCGGAUUUACAGCCGCCUGCUUCUGAUGCUUCGGAGAAUGUUGUUACACCUCGUUCUCCGUACCCAAGAAGCAUUUCUGCAACGAGCGCCAACGUCACUGGAAAUAUGACUGGUCUGGCUGGACGAAACUUGAACACCCCGCCAUACGCCCUCAACAACAGUAUCGGCCCCUUGUACACUGGCUCAAUCUGGCCAGACCUUGUCGGAUAUGGAGGCUAUGUCUCCUACGACACCCACAACAUCUUUGCGUCCGGCAUGAUUGCACAUACUCGGGAGGGCUUACUCAAGCGUCGACCAAACGAGCGCCCAUUCAUCAUCACACGCAGCACUUUUGCAGGAGAUGGACGCAAAACAGGCCAUUGGACGGGGGACAACGGAUCUGAAUGGGCGCAAUACUUGAUCUCGAUCUGGCAAAACAUGGAAUUUGCAUCCAUUUUUCAAAUCCCCACCGUCGGUGCUGAUGUGUGCGGCUUCAAUCUUAAUACUACCGAGCAUCUUUGUGCCAGGUGGGCAAUGCUGGGCGCGUGGUACCCAUUCUAUCGUAACCAUGCUGGUGAUACGUCCAACUUUCAAGAAUUCUACCGCUGGCCGUUGGUGACAGAAGCAGCACAAAAGGCUAUUCGUACGCGGUUUGCGCUUAUUGAUUAUUUCUACACUGCUUUUACCCAGCAAACUGUGGACGGGUCGCCAACUACUAUUAUCCCGCUGUUCUACGAGUAUCCAAACGACGUGGCCACAUACAAUAUCAGUUAUCAGUUUUUCUUUGGACCAUCCGUCCUGGUGUCACCCGUCACUGUGGAGAAUUCCACAAGUGUUGAAUUGUACUUGCCUGAGGAUAUAUUCUACGAUUACUGGACCGGGCAGCAAGUCAAUGGAACCGGUUCAACCAUAACACUCGACAAUAUCACCUAUACUGAUAUCCCCGUGCACAUCCGCGGAGGCUCAGUUCUACCGCGCAGACUCAACACAGACGCAGUCAACACGACCACGCAGCUGCGAGACCAGGACUUUGAGUUUGUCAUUGCACCCGACGCAGACGGCAAAGCCACCGGCAAUUUGUUUUUGGAUGAUGGGCUCAGCCUCGACUCGGAAUCGAGUACGCUCAGCGUCAGCUUUGAUAAUGGCCAUUUGGCUGUCACGGGAUCGUUUGCGUAUUCGGUUGAUGUGAAAGUGGUGAGCGCUACGGUGCUGGGCCAAGGGAAUGGUACGUCGUCGUAUGGAGAGAGCUAUUCGUUGAACAGGACUUUGAACGCUGCGUGGAGCACGGAUCUGUAUGGCCAUUAA
This is a messenger RNA of Talaromyces rugulosus, 2682 nucleotides long. RefSeq lists its product as uncharacterized. The transcript has 4 exons. Gene Ontology annotation, biological process: carbohydrate metabolic process. The record is from RefSeq and is a predicted model, not a curated record. The coding region runs from base 1 to 2682 and encodes 893 amino acids. Lineage: Eukaryota; Fungi; Ascomycota; Eurotiomycetes; Eurotiales; Trichocomaceae. Gene Ontology annotation, molecular function: carbohydrate binding; hydrolase activity, hydrolyzing O-glycosyl compounds.